This is a messenger RNA of Lontra canadensis (Northern American river otter), 810 nucleotides long. RefSeq names its product CD151 molecule (Raph blood group) (gene CD151). The record is from RefSeq and is a predicted model, not a curated record. The coding region runs from base 29 to 787 and encodes 252 amino acids. Gene Ontology annotation, cellular component: membrane. The transcript has 8 exons. NCBI's taxonomy places the organism in Eukaryota, Metazoa, Chordata, Mammalia, Carnivora, Mustelidae.
GAGGAGCCCGUCCCCACCAGCAGCCAGGAUGGGGGAGUUCAGUGAGAAGGCGACAUGCGGAACUGUUUGCCUCAAGUACCUGCUCUUCACCUUCAACUGCUGCUUCUGGCUGGCCGGCCUGGCCGUCAUGGCGGUGGGUAUCUGGACGCUGGCCCUCAAGAGUGACUACAUCAGCUUGCUGGCCUCGGGCACCUACCUGGCCACAGCCUACAUCCUGGUGGCGGCUGGCGUCGUUGUCAUGGUGACCGGUGUUCUGGGCUGCUGUGCCACCUUCAAGGAACGGCGGAACCUGCUGCGCCUGUACUUCAUCUUGCUCCUUAUCAUCUUUCUGCUGGAGAUCAUUGCUGGCGUCCUGGCCUACAUCUAUUACCAGCAGCUGAACACCGAGCUCAAGGAGAACUUGAAGGACACCAUGACCAAGCAGUACCGCCAGCCAGGCCAUGAGGGUGUGACCAGUGCUGUGGACAGGCUGCAACAGGAGUUCCACUGCUGUGGCAGCAACAACUCCCAGGACUGGCGGGACAGCGAGUGGAUCCGCUCUGGCCAGGCAGGUGGCCGCGUGGUUCCCGACAGCUGCUGCAAGACCGUGGUGCCAGGCUGUGGGCAGCGGGACCAUGCCUCCAACAUCUACAAGGUGGAGGGCGGCUGCAUCACCAAGCUGGAGACCUUCAUCCAGGAGCACCUGAGGGUCAUCGGGGCAGUGGGCGUUGGCAUUGCCUGCGUGCAGGUCUUGGGCAUGGCCUUCACGUGCUGCCUGUACAAGAGCCUGAAGCUGGAGCACUACUGAGCACACGGUCCCGCCGGCCACAG